AAAGAAAAAUAAUAAUGAGGUGUUGAAAAUUUGGCGAACGUUAUCAAUUGCCGGCCGGUCGUAGAAGAGGAGCAGAGUGCACAUGGCCUUGGCGUUUUUUGAGAACUAAAAGAUAGGCGGUAUGGACAAGCCAGUUACUUAUUAUCAGAGUGAGGAAACAUCUGCGAUGGAGGAAAAAUUAACGGAAUCCAUCGGGAACGUCGAGAUCCGUCAGUUUUCAUCGGGACCCCGCCUGAGGGAGAAGGCAAAGAAGAAAACCGGCCAGUUCCAGCAGUACCUUGCAGCCGUUGUCGUUUGUUUGAUGGCUUUUAUUCUUGGUACUGUGAUCGGAUGGACGGCUCCUGUUUUACUGACACUGCAGUCGGACGAGAGCCCCGUCGGAAAGAUGACGGACGAAGAGACGUCUUGGUUGGGGUCGCAGAUGUUCCUUGGCGGUAUCGUCGGGACGCUGUUUUGGGGAAGGAUCGCCGACGGAUUCGGAAGGAAGGCAGCCGGUUACUCCGUCGCAGCCAUUUUCAUCUUAGGAUGGGGUUUGAUCAUCGUGGCGACGAAAUCUGCUCUGCUGUACGUCGCCCGAUUUCUGAGUGGUCUGAGCGGCAGUGGCGCUCUGAUCCUUUGUCCGUUGUACGUCAGCGAAAUCGCCCAGGACUCCAUCCGAGGAGCUCUGGGCUCUUGUACAAUACUGUUCAUGAACGGAGGGAUCGUCACGGCGUACGUUGUCGGCGCCGCUACCGAUUUCACCGUUUUCACCGCAGUAUGCCUCGCGGUACCGAUCCUUUUUGCCGUCCUGUUCUUUUUCCUGCCUGAAACGCCGUCCUACCUUUUCGGGAAAGGGUGGGCCGACGAAGCGGAGGCUUCAUUGUUGUGGUUCAGAGGCGGCGACCACGACAGUGUCCAGGACGAGAUGGGCAAGUUCUCCAGAAACGGGAAAACGCGAGAAAACACGACUUAUCGUAUGUUGGUGGCCGACAGGGGUAGAAGGAGGGCAAUGGUUAUCGGGUUAGGGCUGUUCACUUGGCAACAGUUCUGCGGCAUCCUGGCUCUGCUCACCUUCACCACGACGAUCUUCGCCGCUUCGGGCAGUUCUUUAGGUGCCUCAAAAGCGACGAUCACAGUCGGAUUGUUUCAACUCUUCGGAUCGUGUGUAAGCUCUGUCAUCGUGGAUCGUUCUGGGAGAAGAAUCCUCCUUCUCAUAUCGUAUACCUUCAUGGGGGUUAGCUUGUCGCUUCUCUCCCUGUACUUUUACGCUCUCUCCGUGAAAUUCGAUGUGAGCAGGUUUAAUUGGCUUCCCGUUAUCUGUCUUUCCGUGCAUGUCGUCGCUUACGCAUUGGGCGCAGGGCCUGUGCCUUACGUUGUCAUGUCCGAUACACUCGCUCCUGAAAUCCGAGGAUUGGCCACUUCGGUUAUUAUUCUCUGGGGAAUGAUUUUCUCUUUCAUGAGUGUCCAGAUCUUUCCUUUCCUCGUCACCACGAUCGGAAGCCACGGAAGCUUUCUAUUUUUUGCGGGGUUCUGCUUCGUCGGCGUCGUCUUCACUUGGGCCUUAGUGCCCGAAACGAAAGGCGUUCCCCUGGAGCAAGUCCUGGCUCGUCUCAAUAGAAAGCCCGCGAUCCGUACUUCGGUCGAAGUCUAAAAACCCCAUCACAUUUAUUCUCCUGCACAAGGCUGCAAUUACUUUCAUAUCGCUAGUACUAUCAGUAAUAAAUUAUUGGAAAAUGUCCUUAUGAAGCUAUAGUUUUGAAAAAACAUUGACAAUCUCGACAUUAAUACUACUUUCUUUACCAAUAAAAUAUAAAUAAGGAUUGUACUUCACGGUUUUUUGAACGAAAAAUUAAUUAUACACUUCCAAAUUUAUUGCUCUUCCAUUUAUCUACUUUUACAUUUCUUGCUAUUUUAUAAGGUUUAUUGUUAACUUUCAUGUCUUGUUAAGCGUAAUUUUAAAUUAAUUAAAUGUGCUACAAUAUAAAGCUGUGGAUUUUGUUUGUAUUCUUUAUUUGAUAUUUCGACAUUGAAUCCUGAGAAAAUGAGCUUUAAAUUGUAAAAUUAAAUCAAUAAUUUCGAUUAUAUAAAUCUCUAAAUUUAUACGUUCUUUGUGUGAUAUCUUAAUAAUACAAAUAGUUUUUUAAAAUAUUUCAGCUAGCAAGCCAAAAUACGAAUCCACUCUUCCUGUAGAAGACCUAACAGUCGUUUAGCGACUAUAUCGGUAGCACUACUUUGGUGCUGAAAAAACCGAAUGGCUAUAGAUAAGGAGUGAUUGGUUUCUUGUAAUUAUCGUGUAAUAAAGCCAAAAAUUAACAAGCAAUAUAAUAAUAAGCACAACCAAUAAAUUAAUAAGCACAUGUAACACAU
Messenger RNA from Cimex lectularius (bed bug), 2346 nucleotides. RefSeq names its product facilitated trehalose transporter Tret1-2 homolog. Gene Ontology annotation, molecular function: sugar transmembrane transporter activity. The coding region runs from base 122 to 1630 and encodes 502 amino acids. The transcript has 2 exons. Gene Ontology annotation, biological process: carbohydrate transport; transmembrane transport. Lineage: Eukaryota; Metazoa; Arthropoda; Insecta; Hemiptera; Cimicidae. Gene Ontology annotation, cellular component: membrane. The record is from RefSeq and is a predicted model, not a curated record.